GUUGCUAAAGUCUUAGUUUGUCUUGAUUAUUCAACGGUUGCCUUAUGCCGCUUGCUUUCAGCGUACGUGACAGAUUGGUCAAAUGUUCCGGCAAAUAAUUUCAGACAUUCGAAAGUAGCUCCAGAACAUUACCACAUAUUUGUCGGGGACCUGAGUCCAGAAAUAGAGACUCAGACACUCAGAGAAGCAUUCGCGCCUUUUGGUGAAAUAUCAGACUGUAGAGUGGUUCGAGACCCGCAGACCUUGAAAUCCAAAGGGUAUGGCUUCGUCUCGUUUGUCAAAAAGGCGGAGGCGGAAAGCGCCAUCGCCGCCAUGAACGGCCAGUGGCUGGGGAGCCGGAGCAUCCGCACCAACUGGGCGACGCGGAAGCCGCCGGCCCCCAAGAACGAAGUAAACGCGAAGCCACUGACUUUCGACGAAGUCUAUAACCAGUCGAGCCCCACCAACUGCACGGUAUUCUCCACCAAGGAGUCUGCCACGCACGCCAUCGUCGCGGUACACAACACGGAUAUCAACGGCCAGACGGUGAAGUGCUCCUGGGGCAAGGAGUCGGGCGACCCUAACAACGCGCAGGCCACGGGGCAGAGCUACCCCACCACCGCCGCCACGGCCGCCGCUGCGCAGAUGCAGGGCCAGUUCCUGCAGGGCAUGCAGGGCUACACCUACGGCCAGUUCGGCUACCAGCAAGGAUACAUGGGUCACAAU
Messenger RNA from Gryllus bimaculatus (two-spotted cricket), 705 nucleotides. The record is from the annotation of a GenBank genome assembly. Lineage: Eukaryota; Metazoa; Arthropoda; Insecta; Orthoptera; Gryllidae.